This is a messenger RNA of Colletotrichum siamense, 789 nucleotides long. Its product is annotated as Isoamyl acetate-hydrolyzing esterase 1-like protein. The transcript is spliced from 3 exons. Bases 1 to 789 code for a protein of 262 amino acids. Lineage: Eukaryota; Fungi; Ascomycota; Sordariomycetes; Glomerellales; Glomerellaceae. The record is from RefSeq and is a predicted model, not a curated record.
AUGGCUAAACCGUACCCCCAAAUUGUGCUCUUCGGCGACUCCCUUUUCCAGGGAUGUGCUCAUGUUUCCGACGGUUUCUCUUUCCAGGCCUCGCUUCAGUGCCAUGUGAUGCGUCGUUUCGAUGUCGUCAACCGCGGCUUUUCAGGCUGGAACACAGCCAACGCAUUGAAGUACCUGCCUGACAUUAUUGCCCCGCCUUCGGAGUCUGGACCGCAGCUCAGGUAUCUUCUGGUGCUACUCGGUGCGAACGACGCCGUCCAGCCAAUGGAAACGACAACUCAGGGUGUGCCUCUGGCGGAGUACAAGCAGAACUUGCUGGAGAUUGUGACACACCCCAACAUCACGGCUCACAAGCCCAAGAUUCUUCUCGUCACCCCGCCGCCGAUCGACGAGAUUCGCAUUACCGAGCUCGAUCUGCCCUGGGGCCACCCGAAGCCCACGAGGACCGCAAAGAUCAGCGCGGAGUACACGCAGGCGGCCCGAGACGUUGCGGCCGAGGUGCCUGGUGUGACGCUGAUCGACCUGUGGGCGGCGCUCCACGACUACGCCGGCCGCAAGACCCCCGGCCUUGUCAAGGACGGAGGGCCUUUGCUUGGUACUCCGGAGCUCGGUAAGCGGGGCGGUCUGGCGGCACUCCUGCCGGACGGGCUGCAUAUGAGCGGAGAGGGCUACAAGGUCUUUUAUAAGAUAGUGGUUCCUCACAUCGGUCAGGAGUACCAAGGCCUGCCCGAGGAUGACCGUACGGACUACGUUCACCCGGACUGGCGAGACGUCAACCCCCCAGCUUGA